CGCGUAUUCUCCAGGAUACGGAAGAUUGCUCGAGAGCGAUCUAUCAAUCGGUCGCAGCAAGAUCGAUACAAAAAAAAAAAAAAAAAAAAAAAUAACAGUAAUAAUCAAAAACAGUUUGUUUCGUGAAUUUAACGUUGUGAAGAGAAAUUCCGAUUUCCGGUUUCGAAACAAAAGAGAGAUUUGCGAUAGUUUUAAGAGUCACGCUUUGAGUGGAGCUUCAGUUUUGGUUUGUCGUAAACGAUCUCGCGAAAUAGUGACACCGAAUGAGAUCGUAAGACCGUGCGUUAUGGCGAAUCACCAUACCGCGUACGAUUUCGAAGACAGAGGACAGAGAAUCCGCCAUCGAGUCGGGACCACGUCGAGACCUGCUGAUUCCACCGUGGCCUGUACCAGUACGCAAUAUUACGUGGGGCCUAGUAGUGAUAUCAUUGAGGAAGAUUUGGCCGAAUUACCGUCAUGCGUUUAUGCGAGCAGAUCGACGCAACACGUCACACACACGACACCACACGCACAUUCUCCCUUGCACUACCAUAUGCCAGUUUCGACCCCAGAUCAUAACGACACGGAAAUGAACGGUGUGGAAGAGGGUUAUUAUCCAAACGGUAGCCCCUACAGAAUUCAACGGCACGCUGCUAACAUUCGCGAAAGAAAACGCAUGCUCAGCAGCAUCAACUCGGCUUUCGACGAGCUCCGGGUCCACGUACCAACGUUUCCUUACGAGAAGAGGCUGUCCAAAAUCGAUACUUUGCGUCUGGCAAUAGCGUAUAUCGCGCUUCUGCGCGAGGUCCUGGCCGCCAGGCUCGAUCCUUUGACGUACGUCGAGAGGUGCCUUAGGGGUGAGAUAAACGGCGAACGCGCCGAAUGGAACACGAGCGAUUUAACGGCACGCUUGUCUUGGAUUAAUUGGGAAAAUCUCGGAGUUAAUCCAAAUCGGCGAUCGGUGCUCACCACCCUCGCACUGACAACUGACAAUAUGAAUUAAAAACAAAUCGAGACGAACGAAAAGGUUUUGCAAGUUAUACUUUUUUUUUUCUUUGUAAAUACCUUCACGUUGGAUUAGAGAAGAAGAGAGAGAGAGAAAGAGAGAAAGAUAGAGAAAAACAAAAGUACACACGUAUUUAAAAGGACUUUUUCGCGACCUCGCGGUUUUGAUUUACGUGCAAUAUGAGCGAUGUGUAUUGUACUCACUAUCUACGUGUAUGUGUAAAAGGACUAGUUAGUAUAAUUUAGUAUUUGCUUUGGAAUAAAAUCACUGCUAUUCGACUCUUAGCUGUCUUUGUUCUUUAU
Molecule: messenger RNA, 1287 nt
Organism: Pseudomyrmex gracilis
Lineage: Eukaryota; Metazoa; Arthropoda; Insecta; Hymenoptera; Formicidae
Product: basic helix-loop-helix transcription factor amos-like
Exons: 5
Coding region: 287-982 (231 amino acids)
Biological process (GO): regulation of transcription by RNA polymerase II; developmental process
Molecular function (GO): RNA polymerase II transcription regulatory region sequence-specific DNA binding; DNA-binding transcription factor activity, RNA polymerase II-specific; protein dimerization activity
Source: RefSeq, a predicted model, not a curated record